AUGAGCCACCUCUUCGAUCCCCGGCUGCCUGCCCUGGCCGCCUCGCCCAUGCUCUAUCUGUACGGUCCCGAGAGACCCGGGCUGCCUCUGGCCUUCGCCCCCGCGGCUGCUCUGGCUGCCUCCGGCCGGGCCGAGACCCCGCAGAAGCCUCCCUACAGCUACAUCGCGCUCAUCGCCAUGGCGAUCCAGGACGCGCCCGAGCAGAGGGUCACGCUCAACGGCAUCUACCAGUUCAUCAUGGACCGCUUCCCCUUCUACCACGACAACCGGCAGGGCUGGCAGAACAGCAUCCGCCACAACCUCUCGCUCAACGACUGCUUCGUCAAGGUGCCCCGCGAGAAAGGGCGGCCGGGCAAGGGCAGCUACUGGACGCUGGACCCCCGCUGCCUGGACAUGUUUGAGAACGGCAACUAUCGGCGCCGGAAGAGGAAGCCCAAACCGGGCCCCGGGGCCCCGGAGGCCAAGAGGCCCCGCGCCGAGACGCACGAGCGCAGCGCGGAGGCGCAGCCGGAGGCGGGGAGCGGGACAGGGGACUCGGGCCCCGCAAUCCCUCGCCUGGAGGCAGCGCCCGCGGGCCCCUCGCCCCUCCUGGACGGCCCCUCACCGCCGGCGCCCCUCCACUGGCCGGGGACCGCGUCCCCGAACGAAGACGCCGGUGACGUUGCCCAGGGCGCAGCGGCAGUGGCGGUCGGCCAGCCAGCGCGCACGGGGAAAGGCCCGGGGUCCCCUCUGCGCCCCGCCUCCCGUAGCUCUCCGAAGAGCUCCGACAAGUCCAAGAGCUUCAGCAUAGACAGCAUUCUGGCGGGAAGACAGGGCCAGAAGCCGCCUUCAGGGGACGAGCUCCUAGGGGGUGCCAAGCCUGGGCCCGGCGGCCGUCUGGGUGCCUCGCUCCUGGCCGCCUCCUCCAGCCUCCGUCCGCCUUUCAACGCUUCCCUGAUGCUCGACCCGCACGUCCAGGGCGGCUUUUACCAGCUCGGGAUACCCUUCCUCUCCUAUUUCCCCCUGCAGCUUCCCGACACGGUACUCCACUUCUAG
Nomascus leucogenys (northern white-cheeked gibbon) is the source of this 1035-nucleotide messenger RNA. It is a transcript of the gene FOXL1, whose product is annotated as forkhead box L1. The record is from RefSeq and is a predicted model, not a curated record. Lineage: Eukaryota; Metazoa; Chordata; Mammalia; Primates; Hylobatidae. Gene Ontology annotation, biological process: cell differentiation; anatomical structure morphogenesis; regulation of transcription by RNA polymerase II. Gene Ontology annotation, molecular function: RNA polymerase II cis-regulatory region sequence-specific DNA binding; DNA-binding transcription factor activity, RNA polymerase II-specific.